This is a messenger RNA of Aegilops tauschii subsp. strangulata, 3704 nucleotides long. Its product is annotated as proline--tRNA ligase, cytoplasmic. The record is from RefSeq and is a predicted model, not a curated record. Gene Ontology annotation, cellular component: aminoacyl-tRNA synthetase multienzyme complex; cytoplasm. Gene Ontology annotation, biological process: prolyl-tRNA aminoacylation. Gene Ontology annotation, molecular function: proline-tRNA ligase activity; ATP binding. Lineage: Eukaryota; Viridiplantae; Streptophyta; Magnoliopsida; Poales; Poaceae.
UUCCACCACCAACCGUUCCGAUUUCUUAUUCCUAUUUCGGUUCAGUAGCGGACACGGAAGCGGGGCGAUAUAUGCUGGCCGGCUUGCGCUCUGCCCUGCAGCAUCCUCCGCCCCCUUCCACCCGAAUCCGCAGCAACGCCCUGUCUCACCUCCCCAGCCGCUGCGUAUCCGAGCGCCCAAGAUUGAGCAGCAGCGUCUCAGGAUCCAUCCAUAUCCACUAGUAAACUGGGGAUGGCGUUCAAGAAGGAUGAUAACUUCGGAGAAUGGUACUCCGAGGUUGUUGUUAACAGUGAAAUUAUUGAGUAUAAUGACAUCUCUGGCUGUUAUAUUUUGAGGCCGUGGGCGAUGGAGAUCUGGGAAUUGCUGAAAGAAUUCUUUGAUGCAGAAAUAAAAAAGCUGAAGCUGAAAUCUUAUUAUUUCCCUUUGUUCAUUACUGAGAAUGUUGUGCAGAAGAAGAAGGACCACUUUGAGGGCUUUGCUCCAGAGGUGGCAUGGGUUACUAAAACAGGAAAUUCUGAGCUGGAAGCUCCUAUUGCCAUCCGUCCCACGAGUGAGACGGUCAUGUAUCCAUAUUUCGCUAAAUGGAUAAGAAGCCAUCGGAACUUACCUUUGAGAUGCAACCAGUGGUGCAGCGUUGUUCGAUGGGAAUGUAGCAAUCCAAUUCCUUUAAUAAGGAGCCGUGAAUUUCUUUGGCAAGAAGGGCAUACAGUUUUUGCAACUAAAGAGGAGUCAGAUGAAGAGGUUCUCCAUAUAUUGGAACUCUACCGAAGGAUAUAUGAAGAAUUUUUAGCAGUUCCAGUGUCCAAAGGGAGGAAAAGUGAGGUGGAAAAAUUCGCCGGUGGACUUUAUACAACCAGUGUUGAGGCCUUCAUUCCAAACACUGGCCGCGGUAUACAAGCCGCAACUUCAAAUUGUCUUGGUCAAAACUUUGCAAAGAUGUUUGAAAUCUUUUUCGAGGAUGAGAAUGAUCCCGCUCAAAAAAAGAAAGAGAAGAACAAAAGGUCCUUGGUGUGGCAGAAUUCUUGGGCGUACACCACCCGCUCGAUUGGGGUGAUGGUGAUGACCCAUGGCGAUGACAAGGGCUUAGUGCUACCACCAAGGGUGGCACCUAUCCAGGUCAUGGUUAUUCCUGAUCCAUUAGAGGAUGCGGACAUGACGGCUAUUAAAGAAGUAUGCGAGACGAUUGUAUACACUCUCAGCCAAGCUGGGAUUCGUGCAGACUUGGAUGCUCGCGAGAACUACACUCCUGAAUGGAAACAUUCCCACUGGGAAAUGAAAGGUGUUCCCCUAAGAAUCGAGAUAGAUGUGAAAGAUCUGGCAAACAAGCAGGUGCGCGUUGUCCGCCGAGAUAAUGGUGCAAAGGUUGAUAUUCCUUCGACCGAUUUGGUUGAGCAUGUACAAGUGUUACUGGAUAGGAUUCAAGAUAGCUUGUUUGAAACAGCCAAGCAGAAGAGAGAUGCUUGCAUUGAAGUCGUCUACACUUGGGACGAAUUCACAGCAGCUGUGAAUGACAAGAAGCUGAUCCUGGCUCCAUGGUGCGAUGAAGAGGAGGUUGAGAAGGACGUGAGAGCUCGGACCGAAGGCGAUCUCGGCUCUGCCAAAACAUUGUGUGCUCCAUUCGAUCAGCCAGAUCUUGUAGAAGGAACUGUGUGCUUUGCUUCUGGAAAGCCCGCCAAGACUUGGUCGUUUUGGGGCCGCAGCUAUUGAUUGAAUCUUCUCCGUGUGUGCCCUGAUACCGCCUGCCAUGCUGCUGUUUUUUUGCCAUUCCUUGCCGUUUGGGGAGCCCAUUGAUUUUGAAUAGGCCUGCAAUCUUGGACUUCACGCACACACACGCACACAUAUUUAGCACGCGGUGUUGCUUAUUACUAGAGGCUAACGUGCACUUCGCCGCGCUGUUCUUCCCCGUGAGAUUAACUCUUUUUCUAUGUCGUCUUGGGUUUAAAUUAUGUUAUGUUCUUUCAUCUAUAUAUCGUGUUGGCCUGCUACCGAAGACUAUAUUGUUCUGAGAGAAGAGUGAAGUUGUUAGGUGCAUGCUUGUGGAGUCCUUCCAUGUUUCGACCUCAGUGUGAGCUGAUGGUGGUUGUAUGAGCCCCUUGAGAGCUCUCAUCCCACGUUGAAAUCGUGGAAUUAGUAUUAUAAGGCUCACAUGGGCCGGCACAUGAAGCUCUCGACUUGGCUCAGCUCCCUAUUUCACUCGUUCUCUUAGUUUUUUUUUAGUCGCUCCACUGCUAGCUCAGGAAAAAACCCCGCUAUAGUACUUUUUACUUAAAGUUCAUUGCAUCAAAAGUUUAUGUACUUUAAAAAAAUGUUGGAUUUUUAUAAAAUGACUGUGAAUUUAAAAAUAUUCAUGGAUUUCAAAUAACAUACAUGAGUUUGAAAAAAAUGAAAAUUUAAAAUGUUCACAAACUUACUAUAUGUUCGUGAAAUUUAAAAUUAUUCACUAAUUAAAAUAUGUUCAUGAAUUAAAAAUGAUUUUUUAAAAGUAAAAAGUCUUUAAAAAAUCAUAUUUUUUAAAAACAUUCAUUAAUUAGCAUAUGAAAAAUAAAAAAAAGAAGAACAAAGGGGAAAAGAUAAAACAAACAAAAAAAAAUACAGGAAAUAACCAAAGAAAAACUAUUAAAAUAUUUCCCUAAUAAUAAACCAGCGAUUGCUUUUGGUCGUCCGUCAUCGGGCGUUUUUGCAGAAAAGUACCCCCGUUUCUGAUAAAUUGACCCGCAGUCCUACUUAAAGUGUGGAUAACGUUUCGUUUUCUUUUGCAAAAAACCCCCUGCCACCACAGCCUGUACGAGAACACGAGGGUUACCUCCACCGCCGCGCCCCAUCUCUCCCCUGUCGCGCCCCCGUCCCUCUGCUCGCCGCCGCGCGCACCGUCCCUCUGCUAGCCGCCUCGACCCAUCCCUCCACCGCCGCGCCCCCGUCCAUCCUCUCCUCGGUGCCCGUCCUCGCUCCGCCGUCGCCGAAUCUGGAAGAGAUCGGGAGAAUCCGCCGCAUCUCGCGCAGCUGCUCGUCGGCCAUGCGGGGAGGACGAACGGGCUGCUCAUCGGCGUCCGUCCCACAGCCCCGCUGAAGACGGUGCCCAGCUCCCUCGACAGCGCACUCCUCCUACUUGCCGCCCGGGUGUGUAGAAGAUGUUGGUCUGGGCCUGUAGAGGAUGAGGUGCGUGGCUGCUUGUGUGUAUGCAUAUAUGUUAAUUGGUGGCUGGUGUGUGUGUGUUCAGGGUGCAAACAGCGACAACGAGUAGGCGGCAAGUAUACUGCGCCGAGAAGCGAUACAGGGGCAUGAAGCAAGCGAGCAGGCAUGCGCGGCUACCUGCUACUGCACUAAUAGCAGCCUUGACGGAGCACCGGGGCUGGCUUGAUAGGGCAUGCCGCCCGCCGGUAGACGCCUGGUUGUGUGAGACGGAGAUGAACCCCGCGUCGUCGCCUCUGCAGCCUGGACAGAGCCGCCGGUGCUGGGGAUGAAUCCUGCGUCUGUGAUGGUGAUGACGCUCUCCAUCUACUUUCUCCAGUGGCUAUAAGGGAGUAAAGAUCACAUCGUGGAUGUGUUUUUCUUCAGAGAUGUGGCCCUGUCAUUGUUGGUUGUCGAAUUUGCGAUGUAAUCCGUCCCUAUGUCGGUGUAUUAACCACUUCGCCCUCCCGCACAAUGAGCAGAACCGAGCAGCGGCUGCAAUUUACCCAUUGAUUUUUUGGAGUGAUUCAAACCUA